This is a messenger RNA of Sorex araneus (European shrew), 2039 nucleotides long. RefSeq names its product interferon regulatory factor 1 (gene IRF1). Gene Ontology annotation, biological process: regulation of transcription by RNA polymerase II; immune system process. Bases 281 to 1255 code for a protein of 324 amino acids. The record is from RefSeq and is a predicted model, not a curated record. The transcript is spliced from 10 exons. Lineage: Eukaryota; Metazoa; Chordata; Mammalia; Eulipotyphla; Soricidae. Gene Ontology annotation, cellular component: nucleus. Gene Ontology annotation, molecular function: DNA-binding transcription factor activity, RNA polymerase II-specific; RNA polymerase II cis-regulatory region sequence-specific DNA binding.
GGCAGGGGGAAUCCCGCUAAGUGUUUAGAGUGUCCGCGGCGCCGCGGCCCCGGCAGAGCGCGCCACUCCUUCGUCGAGGCAGGACGUGCGCUCCAGCCCGAGCGAGCAGAGCCCCACGGGAGCCGUGCCCAGCCGGAGCCGCGUGCCCCGCGUCCUCCGCCGCCCGGGCAUCCUCCACCGCCGCCGCCUCCUCGCUCGCACCCGGAACCGCGCUCCCCGCGCCGCCACCACGCCGGGACCCUCGAACGCCGCCGCGGAGCGCGCUCGCUGCAGAGCCAACAUGCCCAUCACUCGGAUGCGCAUGAGACCCUGGCUAGAGAUGCAGAUUAAUUCCAACCAAAUCCCAGGGCUGAUCUGGAUUAAUAAAGAGGAGAUGAUCUUCCAGAUCCCAUGGAAGCACGCUGCCAAGCACGGCUGGGACAUCAAUAAGGACGCCUGUCUGUUUCGGAGCUGGGCUAUUCAUACAGGCCGAUACAAAGUAGGAGAAAAGGAGACAGAUCCCAAGACAUGGAAGGCCAACUUCCGCUGUGCCAUGAACUCCCUGCCCGACAUCGAAGAGGUGAAGGAUCAGAGCAGGAACAAGGGCAGCUCUGCCGUGCGGGUGUAUCGGAUGCUCCCGCCCCUCACCAAGAACCAGAAGAAAGAGAGAAAGACCAAGUCCAGUCGAGACGCUAAGAACAAAGCCAAAAGGAAGUCCUGUGGCGACUCCAGCCCCGAUGCCUUCUCUGAUGGGCUCAGCAGCUCCACCCUGCCUGACGAUCACAGCAGCUACACGGCUCAGGGCUACCUGGGGCAGGACUUAGACAUGGACCGGGCCCUCACUCCAGAGCUCUCAUCCUGUGUCAGCUGCCCUCUCCCGGAGUGGCAGAUGCCCGUGGACAUCAUGCCGGACAGUACCAGUGACCUGUACAACUUCCAGGUGUCGCCUAUGCCUUCCUCUUCUGAAGCAGCCACAGACGAGGACGAGGAAGGGAAACUGCACGAGGAUAUCAUGAAGCUCUUGGAGCAGUCAGAGUGGCAGCCGACACACGUGGACGGGAAGGGGUUUCUGCUCAAUGAACCUGGCAUCCAGCCCACCUCUGCCUACGACCUCAGCUGCAAGGAGGAGGCAGAGGUUGACAGCCCUGGCGGGGACCCGGGGAUGAGCGUACACCCUGUCUUCACAGACCUGAAGAACAUGGACUCCAUCUGGCUGGAUAACAUGCUCACCCCAGUCAGGCUGACUUCCGUCCAGCCCAUUCCCUGCGCACCCUAGCAGGGCCCAGCCCCGCCGACUCCUCGACAGGCAGAACCUGGCUUUCUUCUUUGGGUCAUUCACCUCGCACAGGCAGAAACUGGGCUCCUCUUAGGGGGGUCCAGCCGGCCUGCCUCCCCAGCAGAUGGGGUAUUCUGAGUUGGUGUGUCCAGUGGAGGUUGCAGAGAGCUGAGAUCCUCCUCUUCCGUCCCUCUUGAGUCCAGCUGCCUAGAGAUGCUGUCCCAGAGCCAGCCCGAGGGGCUAAACUGAUCAGAUCUGCAGACCCCAGGGCUGGCUCUGCACUAAGACGAUUGCACUAAGUGAAUCCUGUUCCCAAGGACCCGCCUCCCUUCCCAGCUGAGCCCUGGGGACUGACUGCUGAAGCCAGUGAAAUGUGAAGGAGACUGCUGGUCCUGUGGGACAGUGUUCCUCCCCCCCUGCCCCCCCCCGCCUCUGAGCGGCUCUACCCCCCGUCCCCCCUUCCCUGCAUGGGCUGAGGGGCUUGGGAAAACCAUGGCACUUUCUCUGUGGAUCAUGCCACAUGUUUGAUCAGAGGUGUACACUAACAUUUCCCCACCAAGCCCCUGGCCUUUGCAUUUAUUUAUGUAGUGCCUUGCCCCACACCUGCCCAUCCCCCACAUACCCCUCAGGUCCCAGCAGCCCUCAGCCGGCCCAGGGUGGGAAGUGUGAGCACCUUGGUGUGACUGACUUGGAAACACCAUCUAACCAGGAUCAUACUUGUAUAUAGCAUGUGUAUAUUGAUGUAAAUACAAACAUCUUUUUAUAAAAAGUUCAUUGUCACGAG